Molecule: messenger RNA, 2162 nt
Organism: Andrographis paniculata
Lineage: Eukaryota; Viridiplantae; Streptophyta; Magnoliopsida; Lamiales; Acanthaceae
Product: TGACG-sequence-specific DNA-binding protein TGA-1A
Exons: 9
Coding region: 778-1872 (364 amino acids)
Biological process (GO): DNA-templated transcription; regulation of DNA-templated transcription
Molecular function (GO): sequence-specific DNA binding; DNA-binding transcription factor activity
Source: RefSeq, a predicted model, not a curated record
GCAAAGCAAUACAACAGAACGAAAAGGAGGCUUUUUGUUGUGGGGUUGAUAUCUGCUGGAAAUGGAAAUAGAAAUGGAUAUGGAUAUGGAGUUGGAGUUGGAGUUGGAGUUGGAAUUGGAAUUGAAAUUUGGAAUAAGGGACAAAGAGAGUGAGCUGGUGCGCAUAUUACAAGCAGCCCAUAGGCGCUGCGCCACACCACGGCGAUUGCUUCUGCUUCUCCCUUCCAUGUUGAGUUGCUGCGAUGAUGAUGUUCAGUGUUCAGUAUUCACUGUUCGCCUUUUCCUUAACUCCGCAUUUAUAUACAAAUCGCUUCAAAGAGAUGAUGCUGCUGCUGCAUAAACAUUCACCACUCAUAUUCGAUACUUCUCCUUUAAGGCAACAACCAAGUUUGGGUUUGUAGUAUUGUAUUGACGCUGCAAGUUAAUUUGCUUUGGAUUAUCGUGUUUAUUUUGGAUCCAGGCUUAUCGAUUGAGCUGAAACCAUGCCUAUUGAGGCCGCCUGUUUAUAGUUCUACACUACAGGUUUUCAUUUCAGUGGUUUUGAAGCUUUUGCUCUCCUCUGUUUUCAAUAUCCAAAGUUUUGCAGUGGUAAUUUUGUCCUUUUCGGUGAUGCUAUCUAUGGUGACACUGAUUUGAAAGGUUUGGUGUUCUCUGUUUAUGGUUUAAGCGAAGUUAAUACAGGAGAUGCUCUGUCUCUCAGAACUGUAAAAUUUGAAUUCUUAUUUUUAUUGCACUUGCGGACAGCUUCUUCUUGAACUUAAACAACGCCAAAGCAGCAUGAAUUCAGCUUCCCCACAGUUUGUUCCAUCGAGACGGAUGGGCAUCUGUGAUCAAUUACAUCAAACGAGCGUGUGGGGAAGUUUCAAAGACAACAAUGUAUUUUUCACACCUCCAUUGAUGAUGCCUGAGGUCGAGGACACUAAGCUAGACAAUCAGUCUGAGGAUACCUCGCAUGGAACAUUUGGGCUUUCCAAUAAGUAUGAACAAGAAGAAAGCAAACCAGAAGAUAAGGUGCAGAGACGAUUAGCACAGAACCGGGAGGCUGCGCGUAAGAGCCGUCUUCGGAAAAAGGCGUAUGUCCAACAGUUAGAAAAUAGUAAGUUGAGACUCAUUCAGCUAGAACAAGAACUUGACAGAGCCAGAAAACAGGGAAUGCAUGUAGGUGGCCGCAUCGAUGCUAGUCAGUUAAGCUACUCUGGCUCUACAAAUCGAGGUAUUACAGCAUUCGAAAUGGAGUAUGGACACUGGGUGGAACGGCAAAAUAAGCAGAUCUGUGAUUUGAGGAAUGCUUUGUAUGCUGAAAUGGGAGACGCCGAGCUGCGCUUAUUUGUUGAUAUCGGAAUGAAGCAUUACUAUAACCUGUUCGAUAUGAAAGCUACAGCUGCAAAGUCCGACGUAUUCUACGUCAUGUCUGGCAUGUGGAAAUCAUCCCCCGAACGUUUCUUCUUAUGGAUAGGUGGUUUCCGGCCUUCAGAGCUUCUCAAGGUUCUCUUACCACAUUUGGAGCCAUUGUUAGAACACCAGCGCCGGGAAGUUUCAACCCUCAGGCAAUCAUGUCAGCAGGCCGAAGAUGCACUGUCACAAGGCGUCGAGAAACUUCAGCACAUUCUAGCUGAGGCCUUAGCCGACGGGCAAUUAGGCGAAGGGAAUUACCUCCCUCAGAUCAGAGCUGCCAUGGACAAGAUGGAUGCUCUGGCUCGAUUCAUGUGCCAGGCAGAUCACAUUCGGAAAGAAACUUUGCAGCAGGUUGCGCGGAUACUGACCACACGGCAAGCUGCUCGAGCCCUCAUUGCUCUCGGGGAGUAUUGGCAACGCCUUAGGACGUUAAGUUGUUGUUGGUCCUCCCGGUCGGUCGAACAAUGCCUCAGGUGAAUGACUAUCUACAGGUUAGCGCAAACCCUUUUUGAGUCUUCUCUGGUUUCUUCAUAUCUUUUGAAACUGAUCCUUAUUGUGAAUCAAAAGUUUAUAUAUAUAUAUAUAUAUAUAUAUAUAUGAUCGUUCAAAAAGCAUGCAUUCUGUGAUUGUUUGUUGAUUUUGCUUCAGCUUGAUGAUGCAUAUUAGUUUGAUAGAUAUAUGCGAUCAUAUAUACAGUGGCGGAUCCAGCUACUUGUUUUAUUAAAUUAUCAUUGUAAUAUAAAAAAUAAAUUACAAUUGGCCUAUAA